Messenger RNA from Zonotrichia leucophrys gambelii, 1291 nucleotides. It is a transcript of the gene HDHD3, whose product is annotated as haloacid dehalogenase like hydrolase domain containing 3. The record is from RefSeq and is a predicted model, not a curated record. Gene Ontology annotation, cellular component: nucleus. The transcript has a single exon. NCBI's taxonomy places the organism in Eukaryota, Metazoa, Chordata, Aves, Passeriformes, Passerellidae. The coding region runs from base 11 to 727 and encodes 238 amino acids.
UGCUGAGGCCAUGCUCAGGCUCCGCCUGCUGACCUGGGACGUGAAGGACACGCUGCUGCGGCUGCGGCAGCCCGUGGGCCAGAGCUACGCGGCCGAGGCCCGGGCCCAGGGGCUGCAGGUGCAGCCCGAGGCUCUGGGGCGCUCCUUCCGCGAGGUGUACGGAGCCCAGAGCCGGCGCUUCCCCAACUACGGCCACGGCCAGGGGCUCAGCUCCCGGCAGUGGUGGCUGGACGUUGUCAAACAGAGCUUCAGGCUCUCGGGCGUGCAGGACGAGGCAGCCCUGACGAAGCUGGCAGAGAAGCUCUACCGCGACUACUGCAGCUCCAACAACUGGGAGCUGCUGCCGGGAGCCGCCGAGACCCUGAGCCGGUGCCGCCAGCUCGGCUUCCGCAUGGGAGUGGUGUCCAACUUCGACGGGCGGCUGGAAGCCAUCCUCUCGAACUGCAACCUGCGGCACCACUUCGAGUUCGUGCUCACCUCCGAGGCCGCGGGCUUCGCCAAGCCCGACGGGAGGAUCUUCGAGCAGGCGCUGCGGCUCGGCGGGGCGCGGCCCGAGCAGGCGGCUCACAUCGGCGAUGACUACAGCCGGGAUUACCGGGCGGCCCGGGCCGCGGGCAUGCACAGCUUCCUGCUGCGGGCGGCCGGGCACGCCGAGGGGCCCGAGGUGCCCCCCGAGCACGUCCUGCCCACGCUCAGCCACCUCCUGGCUCGCAUCGAGAAGGAGUAGCUGCGGUUCGGAGGGGGCCGGUGCUGCUGCCAGUGCUGAACUGUCCUGACAGGAGAUUUCUUGCUACCAGGUGGGCAGGGAAGAGCAGCAAGUCUGAGCUGCCUAUGGAGCAGGAGGAGUGUCCAUGCAAUAAAACAUUUCUGAUCCCCAGCAGCAGAGCAGAUGUGUUUCAUGGCUCUAACAACACCACAGGUCAGCUGUGGUGUCUUCCCCUAACAGGUUGGGACUGGGUCACUGCAGAGGUUCAUUCUGGCAGAUACUGAGGUUUAUCAGGGACAGGCCUAAACAUCCCCCAGUGCAAGUGGUGGCCCUGUCCCAGGGAAGCUUUGCCCACACAGAGCACCCAGGACACCCCUGCCCAGGCCCUGCACCCUCAGUGUACCCCAGCUUUGCCACCUCACCAACAUCCUCCCCUUCCCAACAACGGUGGGCAGGCAGGAGGUGCCUGCAGCUCUCCUGCUAUGGGCAAAACAGCCAGGAGCUGGGCAAUUUCACUUAAUGAAUUGCUAAUUAACAAACUUUACUGAUUCAGGUAAUGAAAUAAAGAUGACCCUUUAAAGAUGA